This is a messenger RNA of Cynara cardunculus var. scolymus (artichoke), 1403 nucleotides long. Its product is annotated as phospholipase A1-IIdelta. The record is from RefSeq and is a predicted model, not a curated record. Gene Ontology annotation, molecular function: glycerophospholipid phospholipase A1 activity. Gene Ontology annotation, biological process: lipid metabolic process. Bases 11 to 1276 code for a protein of 421 amino acids. NCBI's taxonomy places the organism in Eukaryota, Viridiplantae, Streptophyta, Magnoliopsida, Asterales, Asteraceae. The transcript has a single exon.
AACCAUCGCCAUGGAUUCCACCACCCAAUCCAAACCUCCAUGGCCGGAGCUCCUUGGAAGCAACAACUGGAAAGACCUUCUCGACCCUUUCGACAUCAACCUCCGUAACCUCAUCCUCCGAUGCGGAGACUUCUGUCAAGCCACCUACGAUGCUUUCAACAACGACAAAAACUCCAAGUUCGCCGGCAGCAGUCGCUACGGCAAACAAUCGUUCUUCCACAAAGUAAUGCUACAAUCAGCUUCCGAUUACCAAAUCGCCACCUUCCUCUACGCCACCGCAAAAGUCACCGUCCCUGAAGCCUUCUUCCUCCAUUCCCUCUCUCGUGAAGCAUGGGAUCGAGAAUCAAACUGGAUCGGAUACAUUGCAACUACCACCGAUGAGGUUAGUAAAUCAUUAGGUCGGCGUGAGAUCUACGUAGUGUGGAGAGGAACUAGCAGAGGUUACGAAUGGAUUAAUGUUUUAGGAGCUAAAAGCGAGUCUGCUGAACCAAUUUUACGCCAGAAAAAAUGGAGAACAACGGCGACGGCGACCGGCGAUCUCAGUAGCAGUAGCAGCGAUAGUGAUGAAGAUGAAGGGAUACCAAAAGUUAUGAAGGGUUGGCUAUCGGUUUACAUUUCAGAAGAUCCAAAUUCAUCUUUCACAAAACUAAGCGCAAGAACACAAUUGAUGAAAAAUAUCAAACAGUUGGUGAGCAAGUACGAAAACGAAGAAAUCAGCAUCAUAAUCACCGGCCACAGCCUCGGUGCAAGUUUAGCGAUCUUAUCAGCCUUCGAUCUAGCAGAAAACGGGAUCACAAACAUUCCAAUUUCAGCAUUCGUGUUCGGAUCGCCACAGGUAGGAAACAAAGCAUUCAACGAUCGUCUCAACCAAUUCUCGAACGUCAAAAUCCUUCACAUUAAGAACAAAAUCGACGUGAUUCCGCUUUACCCUAGCGGAUUACUAGGUUACGUGGAUUCAGGUGUGUUGUUCGAGAUCGAUACACGGAAGUCCGGGAGCUUGAAGAAAUCGACGAACACCGGCGAUUGGCAUAACCUGCAGGGGAUGUUGCAUGUGGUGGCGGGAUGGAAUGGAGUUGAUGGUGAGUUUGAAUUGAAGGUGGAGAGAAGCUUGGCGUUGGUGAAUAAAUCGAGCGAGUUUUUGAAAGAUGAGUUGUUGAUUCCAGGUUCAUGGUGGAUCGAGAAGAACAAAGGAAUGAUUAUGGAUGAAAAUGGAGGUUGGGUUUUGGAACCACCUGCUGAAGAAGACGUUCCUGUUCCUGAGAAUCUUAUAGAAUAAAUCUCGAUGAUUUUUCUGGAAACAGUUGUUGUAUCCUUUAAUUAAACGUUAAUAUAUUUAUAUGCAUUUUUAGUUUUCAGUAUAUUUGGUGGGUAUUUUCUAAUAAAUCUCGUCGGUUAAUAUUUUA